Messenger RNA from Nicotiana tabacum (common tobacco), 861 nucleotides. NCBI's taxonomy places the organism in Eukaryota, Viridiplantae, Streptophyta, Magnoliopsida, Solanales, Solanaceae. The record is from RefSeq and is a predicted model, not a curated record.
AUGACACUUACUCAGACGUGCAGUGUAGUGGUAAAUAGACCUGUUGCUGAAAAGCUCUCAGAUCCCGGGAGUUUUACUAUUCCAUGUACUAUUGGAAACUUUGCUUUUGCGAAAGCACUCUGUGAUUUAGGGGCCAGCAUUAAUCUUAUGCCCCUGGUAAUUUACAAGAGGUUGGGCAUUGGGAGGGCUAGACCCACCUCUAUGAUGUUGCAGCUGGCUGACAGGACUGUGAAGCGUCCAUUUGGGAUCCUUGAUGAUGUACUUAUUCAGGUGGGGAAGUUUGUGUUCCCUGCUGACUUUGUGAUAUUGGAUUGCAAAGUAGAUGAAGAAAUACCUAUCAUCUUAGGAAGACUAUUCUUGGCCACCGGGAGAGCUCUUAUUGAUUAUGAGACCGGGGAGCUUAAGAUGAGGCUCAAUGACGAAGAGAUUAUAUUCAAUGUGCAUAAAUCUAUGAGGCGCCCAAGUGAGUUCGCAAAUUGCUCUCUUAUUGAUGCCGUGGAUGUAAUCGUUCAGUCUGAUGAUGAAGUGUUGACGAUUGAGGAUCCCCUCGCUGCAUGUUUGACGAAUUUGGAGGAAGUGAACGGUGAGGACUUGGCAGAAUGGGUGUUGACAUUGGAAGCUAAGCCAUCCAUUGAAGAACCACCGAAGCUGGAACUAAAGCCAUUGCCAAGCCACCUCAGGUAUGAAUUUCUGGGACCUAACUCCACUCUACCUGUUAUUAUCUCAUCUGGUUUGUUAGAUGUGCAGGUCCAACAGCUUCUACAGGGAACAUUAGAGGAGGCUGAACCCGAAUAUGAAGGAGGUGGUGAAGAAGGAAGUGAUAAAGUGGCUAGAUGCGGGAAUUAUUUUCCCAAUCUCUGA